AUGAAAGACCGUAGGAAACGCAACGGCGUCGUUUCUUGGAGCACGUUCUUCUGCUGCACCCUCCUCGUGGUCCUCUCUUGCAUCCUCAUCACCACCCUCGCCUUCUCCCCCUUCACGCCACCCACGCCGCAAUGGGACCCUCCACGCACACCCUCCCACGCCGCAAUCGCCAUCCGCGAAACCGUUAUGCUCCCGGACCAGGCCCUCGUUUUCCUAAGCUACCCCCCCUCUUUCCCCUUCCACACCCAACGCGACCUCCUCUGCCUCCACUUCAACGCUGACUCACUCCGCACGCUCUCUCAGCCCCCGAUUCAAGUCCACCUCGCGCGCCUCCGCGACCAGAUCGUGCGGUGCGCGCUCCCUCCACGUGGCAACACGCUGUCCCUCGUGAUCAAAUCGAAACGCGUCGUUCAGCUUCAACCGCAGGCCUCCUCGGUUUACAAGUGGACCCCACUAGUCUACGAAGCCUUCUUCGACCGCGACAACACCACAAUAGUGUUCGUCAAGGGCCUCAAUCUUCGGCCCGAGAGACUCAUCGAACCCUCCAAAUUCAAAUGCCUCUUCGGCUGGGAUUUCACCAACCCCAAAUUCGUAUUAAAAUCCAACGCCAUAUCCGCCGCUCAGGAAAUUAUAAGGUGCAAAACACCAAAAAGCAUUUUAACCGACCAGGCCCAGGCCCAAGCCCAGGCCCAUGCUCAGUCCAUCAAAGUGACCAUCCAAGUCGACGAAAGAGAAAUACUCCCCUCCAUAGGCCGGCCCGGGCUUCGUCAACUGAGAAACCCACCGAGGCGAAAAGCCCAUGAGCUGUGUAUAUGCACCAUGCUGCGCAACCAGGCCCGGUUCAUAAAAGAGUGGAUCAUGUACCACACAAGAAUCGGAGUCCAACGUUGGUUCAUAUACGACAACGACAGCAACGAUGAUAUAGAAAACGUGAUCUCAUCUCUAAAAAGCAUCGGUUACAACAUCUCGCAACACCUAUGGCCGUGGGUGAAAACCCAAGAAGCCGGGUUCGCGCACUGCGCCCUCCGGGCCCGGGCCUCGUGCGAGUGGGUUGGGUUCAUCGACGUGGACGAGUACUUCAACGUGAAGAUAAAAGGGGGCCUGCAGAGCGUGAUUUGGCACCACGCGAGGCACGGAAGGAACGUGGGAGAGAUUAGGACUCGGUGCUACAGUUUCGGGCCUUCGGGCCUGCGACAAGUGCCGCGGGAAGGGGUGAUGGUGGGGUACACGUGUCGGUUGAGGGCAAGUGAGAGACACAAGAGCAUAGUGAGGCCUGAGGCGCUGAACCAGAGCCUGAUCAAUGUGGUGCACCAUUUUCAUCUGCGUGAACCGUUUGUGUCGGUGGACGUGGAGAAAGGUGUGAUGGUGAUUAACCAUUACAAGUAUCAAGUGUGGAAAGUGUUUAAGAAGAAGUUCCAAAGGAGGGUCGCGACCUACGUGGCGGAUUGGCGUGAGAAGCAAAAUGCUGAGUCCAAAGAUAGGGUACCCGGUUUGGGGACCAAAGCGGUCGAACCGGUAGGUUGGGCGAACCGGUUUUGUCAGGUUAGGGAUAUGGGGUUGAGGAACAUGGUGAUGAGGGAAUUUUUAGACCGACGCACCAGUUUUCUACCUUGGCAACCAGAGUUUGAGCAUCAAUUUAGAAGAAAACGAAGGCGAAAGGUGAGAAAGCCUAUAUGAUCCCACCGUUUUAUUAGUCCUAUAUUUUUUUUGUACUUUUUUUUUUCAAUUUUUUUAUUUACUUUAUUUUUUUUUUGCUCCAUAUAUGUAGAUAUGAUAGAUACAUGGUAGUUUAUUUUGUACAUAGAUAUCAAGUGAUUCACAAAAAGUUAAAUAAAAAUAAAAAUAAAUCAAGUAAUUACAUUUUUUUUAA
Cajanus cajan (pigeon pea) is the source of this 1870-nucleotide messenger RNA. NCBI's taxonomy places the organism in Eukaryota, Viridiplantae, Streptophyta, Magnoliopsida, Fabales, Fabaceae. The record is from RefSeq and is a predicted model, not a curated record.